This is a messenger RNA of Meriones unguiculatus (Mongolian gerbil), 7056 nucleotides long. RefSeq names its product shroom family member 2 (gene Shroom2). Lineage: Eukaryota; Metazoa; Chordata; Mammalia; Rodentia; Muridae. The transcript is spliced from 11 exons. Bases 1 to 4542 code for a protein of 1513 amino acids. Gene Ontology annotation, biological process: actin filament organization. Gene Ontology annotation, cellular component: cortical actin cytoskeleton; apical junction complex; apical plasma membrane. Gene Ontology annotation, molecular function: actin filament binding. The record is from RefSeq and is a predicted model, not a curated record.
AUGCAGGGCGGCGAGCCCCGUGCGCGGCCCGAGCGCCUGGCCGAAGCUGAGGCGCGGGCGGCCGAUGGCGUCCGCUUGGUUGAGGUGCAGCUGAGCGGUGGCGCUCCAUGGGGCUUCACCCUGAAGGGCGGCCGCGAGCACGGUGAGCCUCUGGUUAUCACCAAGAUUGAAGAAGGAAGCAAGGCUGCAGCAGUUGACAAGCUACUCGCUGGAGAUGAGAUCGUGGCCAUCAAUGAUGUGAGUCUCUCAGGAUUCAGACAAGAAGCAAUUUGCCUGGUGAAAGGCUCCCACAAGACUCUGAAGCUUGUGGUCAAAAGAUAUUAUAAUGGCUACUCCUGCUGCUUCUUGGGUCAAGUUGCUUGGAAAACCUUCUUCCAGCCCUUUACUCUCAGGAAAAGUGAUCUGAGUUGGAGACCUCAUUCCUGGCAUGCCACCAAGUUCUUUGAUGUCUACCCUGAGCCUGCAACCUCGUUGUUUCUGAACGUCAGUAGUUCUCCUUCCUGGAAGAGCCAGCACCAAGCUAGUUCUUCCUCCCAUGAUUUAUCUGGCUCAUGGGAUCACACAAGCCUACAGCGCACUUCUGACCACUUCAGUUCCGUGAGCAGCAUAGACAGCCUGGACCACAGCUCCCAGCUCUACCCAUCUGGACACCUCUCAUCUGCCAAGUCCAACAGCAGCAUUGACCACCUGGGUGUCCACAGCAAGCGGGACUCAGCUUAUGGCUCCUUUUCUACUUGUUCUAGCACCCCUGACCACACCUUGCCCAAGGCCGAUGCCUCUUCUACUGAGAACAUUCUCUACAAAGUUGGCCUUUGGGAUUCCUCCAGGCCAGGCACCAGCCGACAGAGCCAGUCUGCAAAUGAUCCUCAGGGACUGCAGGACAGGCCAUCACAUUUCACACCCAGAAUUCCUGGUAAUAGCAGUAAAAGCCCAAGGCCAGAGGAUAAUGUUGAGCCCAAAAUAGCCACGUCUGGGAGAGCCAAUUUUGGGCCUAUCUGGUAUGUUCCUGACAAGAAAAAAAACCCAUCUUCUCCUCCUCCUCGAGCACCUCCUUUGCGCAGUGAUAACUUUGCUCUGGCAGCAAGGGGUCAUGAAAAGGCACGGGCCCCUCCGUUUUCAGACUUAGCCAGUAUGCAGCACUUUACCACCCAGCCCCAUGUGCAAACCUGGGGGGAUCAGAGACUGGAAACUACAGAUCGACAGUGGAAGCUUGUACACCCAAGCAGUAGCAAAGAAAUAGAAAAUUUGGGUUACCAGCCAGAAGGCCACCUAGUUUGCCGUUGGCUAUGCUCUGAUGAUAGAGCAGGCAGAUCCACAGGGGCUCCAGGCAGGCUCCAGUUCUCCCUGUCCAGCUCAGAUGUGCAAUUCCUGAAGUCUAACCAUGGGGGCCAGCACCCACGACAGUGCAGUGACGAGAGCACAAGGGUCCCCUCAUCACCAAGGGAGUUGCCUCAUAUAACUGCUGGCAGAGGUCUGCAGGAGCCUCCUGCACUAUCCCAGGAUGACAACCCCGCUCAGGUAAGGUGUCCUGGUUUUGCCAACCAGAAGCUGGAUGAGAGAGGGAAGAGCCACUAUUUUUCUGUACCCUCCAGGCAGCCUGUGCAGGGGAAUUCCCAAGUUGUGAUACCCCGAGGUGACUGUUGGCAUUCAGACACAAUUCCUGUGGACCUUGAAUAUCCAUUCUUGCGCCUAAUGAGCCAGAGGGGCUACCUACAGCAGCAUGAGGAGACCCUGGCCUCUCAUGAAAGAGAGGGGUAUCACCAGCUAAAUGCAGGAGUUGAAGGCUGCUGCUCAGGAAUCCAAGAGCCUCCUAGAGCCAGCCAUACUGUAAGAGCUGCUCUGCAGUGUCCUGGCGAUGACUUCAAGUUGGUGGAUGGAGAGAGUAUGAGAAUUUCUCGUCAAAAGACACCUAUGCUGCACUCUCUGACCCAAGAUGGGUCAUGGAGACCUGAGAACAGCAAGGAUUGUGGAAACGAGAAACCACCACUACUCGAUACCCAAAUGAGUAAGCCCACACGGAGGAGUGACCGCUUUGCCACAACACUGAGGAAUGAGAUCCAAAUGCACAGAGCAAAGCUGCAGAAGAGCAAGAGUACAGUGACAUUAGCUGGAGAUAGUGAAGCUGAAGACUGUGCUGGAGACUGGAGAGCUGAUGUGGGGGCUGUCCCAGAAGGUUCCUUCCCCAUCAUCUAUAAAGAGCACCUGAAAGAGGCCCAGACACGUGUCCUGAAAGCCACCUCUUUCCAACGCCGUGAUUUAGAUCCCACCCCAACAGAUCAGUAUCAAGGACCACCAGAACACAGGACUUGUGACCACACCGCCUCAUCUUCUUUAUCUUCUUUCCCUGAGGAGCCAGACACUGGCUCCUACCUCUGUGAGGCAGGUCUGGCCAAGGCACCCUCUUCUGGAGGAAGUGUAUCCCACAUUCUUCGAAUUGGAGGUCGGAAACGGUUCACAGCAGAGCAGAAACUGAAAUCCUAUUCUGAGCCAGAGAAAAUAAAUGAAGUGGGGCUCUCAGAGGACCACAGUCCUCAUCCUAAUGUUAGGACACCUGAGGAUACUGUGGGUACAUUUGCUGACAAGUGGAAGUUUUUUGAGGAAACAAGUAAAUCUCUUCUCCAAAAGCCAAGCCAUAGGCAAGCUCUCUGUGGGCUCCCAAGAGAAAAGGCUGAGAGGCCACAGACAGGAGCCCAUGAGUAUGAGAGUACUGUGCCCUGGUUCCAGAAGAGGUCACGGGCCACCUCCUGUGGAGAGAUCCUCAGUAAUGACAGAAAAGUAGAAAAGGCCUCAGAGAAAUUGAACCCACCCAGAAGGCUUGGAACCUUUGCAGAAUAUCAAGCAUCUUGGAAGGAACAGAAGAAACCUCUGGAAGCCAGGAGUUCUGGGCGGUACCAUUCAGCAGAUGACAUUCUGGAAGCUGGUCUAGAUCAGCAGCAGAGGCCACAAUACAUUCAUGAACGUUCCCGUUCAUCACCAUCCACAGAUCAUUACUCACAGGAAGUGCCUGUUGAGGCAAACAGACAGGCAGAGGACUCUGGUGAGCACAAAGAAGCACUUCCCUGUACACUGCAGACUGAAGAGGAAUGCUCUGCUCCAAGCAGUGCCAAGCCACAAGACAGCCAGCAUGUGAAUGAGGACACAACUUUCUCUCAACCAGAAGCCCAGCUUUCUUCCAAGUGUCAACACCUGCAGACAUCAGCCAUGGAAACUUCUCGUUCUCCUUCACCUCAGUUUGCCCCACAGAAGCUGACAGACAAGCCUCCCCUGCUUAUCCAUGAAGACAACUCAGCAAGAAUUGAGCGGGUGAUGGACAACAACACUACUGUGAAGAUGGUACCCAUAAAAAUAGUGCACUCAGAAAGCCAGCCUGAGAAGGAGAGCCGCCAGAGUCUUGCAUGCCCAGCCGAGCUGCCUGCACUGCCCAGUGGGCUGGAGAGGGACCAGAUCAAGACACUGAGUACAUCGGAGCAGUGUUACUCCCGCUUCUGUGUGUACACACGACAGGAGGUGGAAGCCCCACAUAGAGCCCGCCCUCCAGAGCCACGACCACCUAGUACCCCUGCACCUCCUGUCAGAGAUACCUGUUUCUCUCCUCCAUCCCUCAACUAUGGGAAGGCCAAGGAGAAAACCAUGGAUGACUUGAAGUCUGAAGAAUUAGCCAGGGAGAUUGUGGGAAAGGACAAAUCAUUGGCUGACAUCUUGGACCCCAGUGUGAAGAUUAAAACCACCAUGGAUCUGAUGGAGGGAAUUUUUCCCAAAGAUGAGUACCUCCUGGAGGAAGCUCAGCAACGGAGAAAGCUGCUCCCCAAAGUCCCUUCACUCAGAGUCACAGAGGACAAGAAACAGGACCCAGGUGUGCUAGGGGUUGUGUCCUUGGCCACCAAUUCUACCUAUUACAGCACAUCAGCCCCCAAGGCAGAACUGCUUAUCAAGAUGAAGGACCUACAGGAGCCUGAGGAGUAUUCAGGGGGUGACUUGGACCAUGACCUGUCCGUUAAGAAGCAAGAGCUCAUUGACAGUAUCAGCCGCAAGCUGCAGGUUCUCCGGGAAGCCCGGGAAAGCCUGCUAGAGGACAUCCAAGCGAACAAUGCUCUUGGGGAUGAGGUGGAAGCCAUUGUGAAAGAUGUCUGCAAGCCCAAUGAGUUUGACAAGUUCCGGAUGUUCAUUGGGGACCUGGACAAAGUGGUGAACCUCCUGCUGUCACUGUCAGGGCGCCUAGCUCGUGUAGAAAAUGCCCUCAAUAAUUUGGAUGACAGUCCUUCUCCUGGAGACCGGCAGUCACUGUUGGAGAAACAAAGAGUCCUAACCCAGCAACAUGAGGAUGCCAAGGAGCUUAAAGAGAACCUGGACCGCCGUGAGCGCAUUGUGUUUGAUAUACUGGCCACCUACCUCAGCGAGGAGAACCUGGCUGACUAUGAGCAUUUUGUGAAGAUGAAGUCGGCUCUCAUCAUUGAGCAGCGAGAGCUGGAAGAUAAAAUCCACCUGGGUGAAGAGCAGCUCAAGUGCUUGUUUGACAGCCUACAGCCUGAGAGAAGCAAAUGAGAGGCCCAUUCCCACAAAAGGUAGACACUGAGCUUUGAAGAUUGCCUGAGACUACAUGAGUGAACCCAAGCCUAUUUGCCUAUCUCUGGAAAGACACAGAGCCACUAGGCUAGUAAAAAAGCAAUAAUGUCCUGUUAGUAUGUGAUGAUUUGUUUUUGUUUUUAAUUUCUGUUGGUUUGCUGAGCAGAGUCUCGUACCACAUGUGGCUUCACAGGAUGCCAGGCUUUCAUAGUCAUCAAGGGUCCUCUAGUAUGUCCAAUGGCUGGACCCACAGUAUAUGCAAGCACUCCUUUGCAACAGUGGCACUGUUACUCCUCCCUUGUGUAGAUGCCAAAUACAUCUCUACAGUGCAUGAGAGAAAAGACCCUUGUGAUUUAGCCAGGCAUGGACUGCUGUGUGUUCUGUCCUUGUUCAUUCAACAAUGUGAGCAUUCAUCAGUCUAUCAUCAAUACGUUCUCUGUCCCAGUAAAAAUCAGUGAUGAUGAUAAUUUAUUGAUGUGUGGAAAAGAUGAACCAUUUCCUAGUAGUUAAAAGCCAACUAUGAAAUGAACAACCUACAUAUAUGGUUCACUCAUUCCAAGAUUAAAACCAUCACAUAACUUGUAUGCAUGCUUUGAAACACCCAAAACAAACAGAUAGCUAGCAUCCUUGUCAAAUCUUAAAUAAUUUCUAACCGAGAAACUUUACUUAGUUAAAAGUGUGUCUACUAAUAAUGUUAUUGCUUAUUCUUUAUUUCCUGAGACCAAUGGAAUAUUUUGAAGUUUCCUUCCCCAGAAUACUAAUUUGUUUGUGUACAUGAUCCUUAAUGAUAAUCAGUGGCUUAUCUUUCUUUUUACCAUUCUGCCUGUUACCAUGGGCCACAUGCCAUGUAAGAAUCCAUCCUCUGGUCAGAGGUCCUGUGGAGUGACUAGUGCUUACGUUUGAAACAGAAUUUUGUCCUUAACAGUUGAAAUGGCAAGGUGACAAAUAGAGUGUUUACUCAUUAAAGCAACAGUUGACAGGACAGAAAAUGGGAGAAAGCAUGUAAAUCAUGUGUCUGAUUUGUUGCUCAUUUUCUUUUUGUUAUUUGUUUUCAAAGAGUGUCAUUUAACCCAGAUUGGCUUCAAACUCCCUAUAUAAUCCAGAUGACCUUGAACUCCUGAUCCUCCUGCCUCCACUUCCUGAGUUCUGGGUUCAACAGCAUACCCCUCUUCAUGGCUUCAUACAUCUGAUAAACAAUUUGUAUAAAGAACUCCCAACCCCCAACACUAGGAAACAAAUGUUUUGAAAAAAGUGGGCAAAAGAUUUGACUAGACACUUCACCAAAGAGGAUAUACAUAUGGCAGAUAAAUACAUGAAAAAUGUUCAGCCACCAAUGGGGUGUAUAACUUACAUUAAAUGUAUGUAUAUUUGGUGUAGUUCAAAAGAUGUUUGUAACUAAAUGCAUGGUGACUGAUGAUCAAGUCUCUCUGGUGACUUGAUGUUUAGGCAUUACUAGUCUUUGUUUAAUCAAGGGAUUAUUUAAAUCAAAUUUUCCCCUGAUAUUGCAGCACAUGCAAAGAUUUCCCUCUCUUAGCAGUUACCACAACCAUUCCAAAACACAUGUGCACAUUUAUAUCCAUGUGUAUAUGCAUAUGUUCACACUCCCAUAUGAACCAGAAUCCAUGCUUCCUGAGCCAGAGAAACAGAAGCUGACACCAUAAGCUCUGGUGAAGAUGGUAGUACCCUCUAUAGAGCUGAGUCAAGAAAGGCAAGCUUCUGCACCACACACCACAGAUGGCCUUGCUCACAGCCUACCACUGUCCAUCAGAAGAAAAAUCUUUGCAAAAGUGUUGAUUCAUAUUAAAUGAAGCUACUUCUACCUUUUGAAGUCUCUGAUCUGCCACUGCAGACUCUUCCUUCUUCCACUUGGUUUUCCCUUGCUGUGAAUGUGGGUCAUGUCAGAAAAAGUGAUUCUGGCUAUCCACAAACUUUCCAAGGAAUUAAAGACUAUUUUGUUUUUAAUUUACAACAAACUAUUUACCUGUGGUUCUUUACCCUCAAAUACAGUGUUGUGAACAUCUUAAUGAAAUGUGUGUAAAAUGUGAAUAAUGGAAUUUUGUUUGUAACCUGCCUUUUCUUUGUUGCUUCAGGAUUGUCUGUUAUGGAGAAAAAUAUGUAGUGCUCUAGCAUGCUUGUAAUGAAACACAUAACAAUUGUGACCUUCCUGUCUAUUCUCUACUUGCCUGUUCAAUGUCUGAUUAGCAGGGACCCAAUAAUUCCAGAGAGUCCAUGUAAUAUGUCUAUGAAUAAGUGAUUCUAUUUCAUAAGAAAUAAUCUGGUGCUAAUGGUUGGUCCUUGGCAUGCAUAGGUGUGGGCAUGGGCACAGCUAUGGAACUCUGUACACACACUGACCUUGCUUGUGGUCAGCUUUUGUGGCUUUAUCCUUAACUCCACCCUGGCCAAUAUGCACAUUCAUGCUUGAUGCUUACCACUUAUCAACAGAUUCUCUUGCUUGACUUUAACAAAAUAAAGUGUCUCUUCAAGUGAAAGAAA